CUGCGCAGGAACAGCUGGUGCCUCGGGAGGCGGCGAGUGAGCGGGCGGGCGUGGGGUGCUGGUGCCCGGCCGGGCCACGCUGCGGGAGCCACCGCCGCCUUGCAUCAUUGCACCAUGUCCGGGCAGCUGGAGCGUUGUGAGCGCGAGUGGCAUGAAUUAGAAGGAGAAUUUCAGGAGCUGCAGGAGACGCACAGGAUCUACAGGCAGAAGCUGGAGGAGCUGACAGCGCUACAGACUCUGUGUAGCACUUCCAUCAACAAGCAGAAGCGGCACCUCAGGGACCUGAAGCACACGCUCCAGAGGUACAAGCGCCAUUCCAGUCAAGAGGAGGCAGAGCUCAUUCAGCAGAUAGGCGCCAACAUCAAGGAGCGACAGAAUGUCUUCUUCGACAUGGAGGCCUACCUACCGAAGAAGAAUGGGCUCUACCUGAAUCUGGUCCUUGGCAAUGUCAACGUGACUCUCCUCAGCAACCAGGCCAAGUUUGCAUACAAGGACGAGUAUGAGAAGUUCAAGCUCUACCUGACUAUAAUCCUGCUUCUGGGUGCUGUGGCCUGCCGCUUUGUCCUUCACUACAGGGUGACAGAUGAAAUCUUCAACUUCCUGCUCGUGUGGUAUUACUGCACUUUGACCAUUCGGGAGAGCGUUCUCAUCAGCAAUGGCUCCAGAAUCAAAGGCUGGUGGGUGUCUCACCAUUAUGUCUCCACGUUCCUGUCUGGAGUGAUGCUGACCUGGCCUAAUGGACUAAUUUAUCAGAAGUUUCGAAAUCAGUUUUUAGCGUUCUCCAUUUUUCAGAGCUGUGUUCAGUUCCUGCAGUACUAUUACCAGAGAGGCUGUCUCUACAGACUGCGAGCCCUGGGGGAGAGGAACCACCUGGACCUCACGGUCGAAGGGUUCCAGUCUUGGAUGUGGCGGGGCCUCACCUUCCUCCUGCCUUUCCUUUUCUGUGGCCAUUUCUGGCAGCUCUACAAUGCCGUCACGCUGUUUGAACUCUCCAGCCAUGAGGAAUGCAAAGAAUGGCAGGUAUUUGUUCUGGCACUCACCUUCCUCAUCCUCUUCCUUGGCAAUUUCCUGACCACACUCAAAGUCGUGCACGCCAAACUCCAGAAGAACAGGAACAAGGCAAAGCAGCCAUGAACCUCUGGACCCUUGUGCCUGGGAGUCUUGAGACUUAAGACUGCUGGUGAUUCCAGUCAGCACCCUGGCUGCCAGUCACUGGUAGCCAAGGGCAGCAGCAUCUCAGGGGCCAGCAGCAUCACUGGGAGCAGGGCCAAGGCCCUGGUCCCUGGCCAGACAUGAGGAAUGUGAAGGGCACCUUUGCGCACAGUAUUAACUUGCCCGGCUCCCUAUUUAUAAUGUAUUUAAUGCUGGGUCUUCCCUGCAUCCCUGGAAUCCGAGACCUCUGCAGUUCUGGGUGAUGGCAGUGGCCAUAUCUACGUCCGUCUUCCAGGGAGGGGCAGAAAGCCUCAGGGAACCCCUCUCUUCCUACUCCUGUCAUUUGAACCCCUCACUGGGGUUUAGAUGUGCCUCACUGGGGUUGGCUUUAGCUGACCUGCUAUUGACUGUGUCCCAGGCACCGGGUGGAAUGAUACCUUCAGCACCUGUGGAGCGCCCUUCUCUGGGCCACCCCAUCCCCUGGACCACCACUUCUGUUGUAAGCACCCCCCCCCAACAUCUCCCCCUCUGUGGUGAGGGAGUAUUUAAGUUCUCAGAGAACCUGACUGUCUUGUCUCUUGCUUUGUGUUUCCUGAACCACCUGCCUGCUGGCCACUGGAAGAAAGUGGCACAGCCUACUCAGGAUCUAGAGAUCUCUUCCCCUUGGAACCUGAGGUGGCAGGGUUUUAAGGAUGGUCACCACCAGAGGGCGCCAAGCUUCCGGGUUGUUUGCGUUCCAGUGAACUCUUGGGGGUUUCUCACUGCCGCCCUUCAGCCUUCCUUCAGGGACUUGUACGUCCUUGACAUGGGCCCUAGACCCAGUGUGACUAGAACUUAAUCCAUUUGGAGAUCAUUCGUUCCCUGCCUCCCUCCAUCUCUGAGAGUCUUAUGUGGGAAGGCCUGUGAGAUCCAGGCAGCAGCAAGGGUGGAGGUGCAGACAGGUUCAGUUGAAUGUUCUGUCCCUUCCGACCCAUGGACCUCAGCUGCCCGCUCAGAUCCGACUCCACAGCUGGUGUCCUCAGACAUGCUUCAUUUGGUCUUCACAGGAGUUUACAUUUCUUUAGUUAUGUGAUAAAAAUGAGAUCUCGCCUCCCCCACGUAAGAAUCCAGAUUUCUGUUUACCUUACAAAAAUGGAAAGACCUGGCAACAUUCCUAAGGGGCAAGAUCAGGCACCUGCUUCUGUUUGCCACAACCCGCCCCUCCCUUCUCCCUGCCCUACUUCUGUCCUUGGUCUCCUGUCCUUGGAUCACCUGGCCUGCCCUCUGCAGGUACCCAGGAUUGCCCCAGGUUAGGAAUCAGCAGACUUUUCCCAUUAAAGCCGGACUAUGGUAGUUCAGGCUUUGCAGGCUAGCCCUAUGGUAACCUGCCAUUGCACAACUGAGGCAGUUCAAUAAAACUUUAUUUACAAAACAGGCAGUGGCCACGUGUGGCCCACAGGCUGUGGUUUGUUGACCUCUGCCCUACAUCAUAAUUUAUCUACAAGGCCUUGGAUUCUGAGAGACCAAGAGGUCCUUGGUUAGCUCUGCAGGGGACAGCAGGGCCUUGGGGCACUUGGGGGAAGGGGGUCAGAAGUCCCUUUCCUUGGCAACCUGACUUUGGGGGCUGAGUCAAGAGGUACUAGGACAGAUGAGCCAACCUAGGCCAUGGUUUCUUCUUGGGGGAUGCUGACUUCCUCUUGGGGGCACUAAAACCACCUGGGAAACUUGGCUUGAAAAGUUCUGAAAUGCAGACCUUCCGGAAGGAAUUUCAGAACUCAAGAGUCUUGCUGUCGUAGACAUUGGUGGUCUGCAGGUCAGUUCUGGAAGGAGGCAGGGACAGGCUAUUCCUGAGCCCCACAUCCUGGUAGAAGCAGAUACUGAACAGGGAGGGGUGAUGAGAUUGAUUACUUAAAUGACCCAGUCCUGGCCAUUUACAGAUGGGGAUGGUCUAAGGAAAGAGUCCAUUCGCCUGAGGCCCCUGAUGGGGCGCGGGCACUGUCUAUGAGGAGUCCCCAGUGGAAGUCAGUGUGGGUUUGGAGGUGAAAUCUGGGGCAGGGAUCAGAUGGGAGGCCUGAGUAUAUUUUGACCUUUUAAGAGAUUAUUUCUUCUUCCCCUGAACAUGUGUCUCGGGCUAAGACAAACAGUGUGGUACAGUGGGAACAACUGGUGCCGGCCCAUGUCCGGCUUGAUGCCUGUGUUCUCUUGAUAGGCUGUGGCCCUCAGUUCCUGACGGGAAGGAGGAAGAGGCUGGAGGAUGUAGCUGAGCUAUCUCAGGAGCUCAGGGAGAUGGUGAAAGAGGAACGGUGACCUUGGGACACUUGUGAACAGCAGUGCACAUCCAUACUUGCACACUCUCCGUGCCUUUCUGAGCUUCAAGCAUGAAUUGGGUUUGGAAAGUGAAACACGCAUGGCUGGGGCAAGAAGAGCUGUUCCGAGGGCCCUCCUGCGGCCUGGGAACAAGUGUCAGCCCCAGGGGAGAGCAACACUGGUGGGUCUGGCAUCCUCAUUCACCAUCGAACCAUAGCCUGAACCCAAAGGGAACAGUUCCAGAAUGUUCCAAGAGUCUAGCCCCAGUGCUCUGAUGGGAUAAAAUCCCAGCAGGAGCCGAGGCCUGGGUCCCUAACCAGGACAGCCCUACUCAGGGCUGUGUGCCCCAAGGUCACAGCAGCAAGCAGAUCCUGCGCUUUUUCUGCCUUUGUGCUUUCUUCAGGGCACUGAGGGCCACCUUGGCAGCUUCCCUGAAGACGUCUUCCACAUUCUCCCGAAACUUGGCGGAACAUUCCAGGUAGAGCGCAGCUUUCAUCUGUUCGCAGGCACUCAUGCCCUGCGGCGGGAUGGGGGAGGCAGUAUUAAUUAGAGGAGGGCCUGAUGCCUCCUGACACCCCCUCAGAGACUUAGGAGUUUGGGAUAGCUUUGGAGGUUCUCCAGAGUUGGAGAACUGACUUCGGUGGCCAAAGUCUAAGUGCUGGCCAGUUUGGUGUUUGCAUGGCUGGAUGGAAGAAAGACACCCCCCACCCCCAGUCCUCUCCCAAGUUCUCAGCGGAGGGGAACUGAAUUCUGAUAUUCUGAGAACUGGGGCUAAUUACAUCUCAGGCUCUUUUCCAAACUCAACAACUGAGUUUGCUGGUUAACUGACAUAAUAAAAACCUUGGUUUUACUAUUA
Messenger RNA from Arvicola amphibius (Eurasian water vole), 4294 nucleotides. RefSeq names its product transmembrane protein 120B (gene Tmem120b). The record is from RefSeq and is a predicted model, not a curated record. Gene Ontology annotation, cellular component: nuclear inner membrane. The transcript is spliced from 12 exons. Bases 115 to 1134 code for a protein of 339 amino acids. Lineage: Eukaryota; Metazoa; Chordata; Mammalia; Rodentia; Cricetidae. Gene Ontology annotation, biological process: fat cell differentiation.